Dentiscutata erythropus is the source of this 426-nucleotide messenger RNA. The record is from the annotation of a GenBank genome assembly. Lineage: Eukaryota; Fungi; Glomeromycota; Glomeromycetes; Diversisporales; Gigasporaceae.
AUGGGCAAAAAACCUCUUAAAGUAAUGAUGAAUCUUCCUAGGCAUAAGAUACCUUCGCCUAAAAGGAAGUGUGAAAAAAUGCCAGAAGACGAGCAAAUUCGAUUUCAUAUAAAUCUUGAAGAAAUCAUGCAAGUUCCACCCACAAAAGAAAUAGAUCUUCAAACAAAAUAUACAAGCAAAUUACUGAAUUCUUUAAUAACAGGUGCUUAUACAUCAAAACUAAAAUAUACUGUUUCUGAAUAUAUCACAAAAGAAACCUCAUUUAACAUCAUGGAUGGAAAAGAAACUUCAUUUAACAUCAUGGAUGAAAAUGAAGCUUCAUUUAACAUCAUGGAUGAAAAUGAAGCUUCAUUUAACAUCAUGGAUAACAAAGAAGCUUCAUUUAACACCAUGGAUAAAAAGGAAACUUCAUUUAAUCAUGGAUGA